AUGCAGCACAUCCAACACACCAUCCUCACCUCCCUCCUAGCCGCACGCCGUAUCCUCCCAUCCUGCAUUCCACUCCAAUAUCACAUAGCACGGCACUAUCGAGUGCACAUGCCAACUACUGAAUCAAGAGGUCGCUCCGUAGCUGUAAAAUCAAAUUCAGUCACCCAGGCAUACUACAAACUGAAAUCCAUCCUCGACGAAUCAAAAGUCAGACAGACUGUGCGCUAUCAAGAGAGAUUCGAGAGGAAACAUGACAGAAAGAGAAGAAAAUUGGGCGAGACUCAUUGGAGAAAGUAUAUGAGUUAUGUUAAAGGAAGUGUCAAGAAGGCUUGGAGUCUGAAGAGGAGGACCCUGCUAGAAGAACAAACGUAUAGAGACUUGUAA
Synchytrium microbalum is the source of this 384-nucleotide messenger RNA. RefSeq lists its product as uncharacterized. Gene Ontology annotation, biological process: translation. The transcript is spliced from 2 exons. The coding region runs from base 1 to 384 and encodes 127 amino acids. Gene Ontology annotation, cellular component: ribosome. Gene Ontology annotation, molecular function: structural constituent of ribosome. NCBI's taxonomy places the organism in Eukaryota, Fungi, Chytridiomycota, Chytridiomycetes, Synchytriales, Synchytriaceae. The record is from RefSeq and is a predicted model, not a curated record.